Mus pahari (shrew mouse) is the source of this 6514-nucleotide messenger RNA. It is a transcript of the gene Rbm26, whose product is annotated as RNA binding motif protein 26. Lineage: Eukaryota; Metazoa; Chordata; Mammalia; Rodentia; Muridae. Gene Ontology annotation, biological process: mRNA processing. The transcript is spliced from 22 exons. Gene Ontology annotation, cellular component: nucleus. Gene Ontology annotation, molecular function: metal ion binding; RNA binding. The record is from RefSeq and is a predicted model, not a curated record. Bases 499 to 3468 code for a protein of 989 amino acids.
GACUCGCACUCACUCUCGCGAGAUUUACCGGCAGCCAUCUUCUUGGGGGUGCUGGAAGCCGGGAAGACCCCCGAACCGUUCCCAUUGAGCCGCCUUUCGUCGUCGCUUUUCUUCACGUCUGCCCUGCCGCGUGGCCAGCCAACCAAGCACCUAAUCCCAACGCUGAGAGGAGAGCCCGGGUCGGAGCGCGUUCGGCUCCCCUUCGGGAAGAUUCACUGGGGGGGAAGCGGGGCAGGGGGCAGGGCCCGGCCGGCAAACGGUUGCUGCCUCAGCCCGGGCCGGGGUCCGCCGAGGGGAGAAGCUCCCGGGGACCCGGUGGGCGCGUGGCCUGCGGCGGCCCCCGCCGACGUGCUCGCCGACCCCGCGGCUCGCGGGGACCUGCCACCGGCACCUCCCACCGCUGCCCACGCGGACGGACGGCGCGCGGAGGAGGGGGCGGCGGCGGCGGCGUCGACCUGGGCGAGCGCAGGAGCGAGGCCGGCCUCGGGGCCGCGGUGGAUGGUUUCUAAGAUGAUCAUCGAAAACUUCGAGGCGCUCAAGUCCUGGCUCAGCAAGACCCUCGAGCCCAUCUGUGAUGCCGAUCCAUCAGCCCUAGCAAAAUAUGUUUUGGCUCUGGUAAAAAAAGACAAAAGUGAAAAAGAAUUAAAGGCGUUAUGUAUUGAUCAGCUCGAUGUAUUUCUUCAGAAAGAGACACAAAUAUUUGUUGAAAAACUUUUUGAUGCUGUGAAUACAAAGAGUUAUCUACCUCCUCCAGAGCAGCCAUCGUCAGGAAGCCUGAAGGUAGACUUUCUUCAGCACCAAGAAAAAGAUAUAAAAAAAGAAGAGCUCACAAAGGAGGAAGAGCGAGAGAAGAAGUUUUCCAGAAGGUUGAAUCACAGUCCUCCCCAGUCAAGCUCCCGAUACAGAGAUAAUAGAAGCCGUGAUGAGAGGAAAAAAGAUGAUCGCUCUCGAAAAAGAGAUUAUGAUCGAAACCCUCCUCGAAGAGAUUCAUACAGAGACCGGUAUAACAGAAGGCGAGGGAGAAGUCGCAGUUACAGCAGGAGUCGAAGUCGAAGCUGGAGUAAAGAGAGGCUUCGUGACAGGGAUAGAGAUAGAAGCAGGACGAGGAGCAGAAGCAGGACUCGAAGCAGGGAAAGGGACCUGGUAAAACCUAAAUAUGACCUGGAUAGAACAGAUCCGUUAGAAAAUAAUUAUACACCAGUCUCUUCAGUAUCUAAUAUUUCAUCUGGCCACUAUCCUGUACCUACUUUGAGCAGCACCAUUACCGUAAUUGCUCCUACUCAUCAUGGUAAUAACACUACCGAAAGUUGGUCUGAAUUUCAUGAAGACCAGGUUGAUCACAACUCUUAUGUAAGGCCACCAAUGCCAAAGAAACGGUGUAGAGAUUAUGAUGAAAAGGGGUUCUGUAUGAGAGGAGACAUGUGUCCUUUUGAUCAUGGAAGUGACCCAGUAGUUGUAGAAGAUGUGAAUCUGCCAGGCAUGCUGCCUUUCCCAGCUCAGCCACCUGUUGUUGAAGGACCACCUCCUCCGGGGCUGCCUCCACCUCCUCCGAUCCUUACACCACCACCUGUGAAUCUUAGACCCCCUGUGCCACCUCCAGGUCCAUUACCACCCAGUCUGCCACCUGUCACAGGACCUCCUCCUCCACUUCCUCCUUUGCAGCCAUCUGGCAUGGAUGCACCACCUAACUCUGCGACCAGCUCUGUCCCUACUGUAGUAACAACUGGCAUUCAUCACCAACCUCCUCCUGCUCCACCCUCUCUUUUUACUGCAGUUUUUGUGUUACCAGAUACAUACGAUACAGAUGGCUACAAUCCUGAAGCCCCAAGCAUAACAAACACUUCCAGACCUAUGUACAGACACAGAGUCCAUGCACAGAGGCCCAACUUGAUAGGACUAACAUCAGGUGACAUGGAUUUACCGCCUAGAGAAAAGCCUCCUAAUAAAAGCAGUAUGAGGAUAGUAGUGGAUUCAGAAUCCAGAAAAAGAACUAUUGGGUCUGGGGAACCUGGAGUUUCUACAAAGAAGACAUGGUUUGAUAAACCAAAUUUUAAUAGGACAAACAGCCCAGGUUUCCAGAAGAAGGUUCAAUUUGGAAAUGAAAAUACUAAACUUGAACUUAGGAAAGUUCCUCCAGAAUUAAAUAAUAUCAGCAAACUCAAUGAACAUUUUAGUCGAUUUGGAACAUUGGUUAACUUACAGGUUGCCUAUAAUGGUGAUCCUGAAGGUGCCCUUAUCCAAUUCGCAACUUAUGAGGAAGCAAAGAAAGCAAUCUCAAGUACAGAAGCAGUAUUAAAUAAUCGCUUUAUUAAGGUUUAUUGGCACAGAGAAGGAACUACUCAGCAGUUACAAACUACUUCACCAAAGGUAAUACAGCCUUUAGUCCAGCAGCCCAUUUUACCUGUUGUGAAGCAGUCAGUCAAAGAGCGGCUGGGUCCUGUACCUUCGGGUACUGCUGAACCAGCAGAAGCCCAGAGUGCUACUUCAGAACUUCCCCAGAAUGUAACUAAGUUAUCUGUGAAGGACAGGUUGGGUUUUGUAUCAAAGCCAUCUGUUUCAGCAACUGAAAAGGUGUUGUCUACAUCUACUGGUCUUACAAAAACGGUGUAUAAUCCAGCUGCUUUGAAGGCUGCACAGAAAACCUUCCUAGUUUCUACCCCUGCAGUUGAUAACAAUGAAGCCCAGAAAAAGAAACAGGAGGCACUGAAACUUCAGCAGGAUGUAAGAAAAAGGAAGCAAGAAAUUUUAGAAAAGCACAUUGAAACACAGAAGAUGCUAAUUUCAAAACUAGAGAAAAACAAAACCAUGAAGUCUGAAGAUAAAGCAGAAAUAAUGAAAACAUUAGAGAUUUUGACAAAAAAUAUUACCAAGUUAAAAGAUGAGGUUAAGUCUACAUCUCCUGGACGCUGUCUUCCCAAAAGUAUAAAAACAAAGACUCAGAUGCAGAAAGAAUUGCUUGACACAGAAUUGGAUUUAUAUAAGAAGAUGCAGGCUGGAGAAGAAGUCACUGAACUUAGGAGAAAAUAUACAGAAUUACAGCUGGAAGCUGCUAAAAGAGGAAUUCUUUCAUCUGGCCGAGGUAGAGGAAUUCAUACAAGAGGCCGAGGUGCAGCUCCCGGACGGGGCAGGGGUAGAGGCCGAGGCCGAGGUGUGCCUGGGCAUGCUGUGGUGGAUCACCGACCCAGAGCAUUGGAGAUCUCUGCAUUUACAGAGAGUGAUAGAGAAGAUCUUCUUCCUCAUUUUGCGCAAUAUGGUGAAAUUGAGGACUGUCAGAUUGAUGACUCUUCACUUCAUGCAAUAAUUACAUUCAAGACAAGAGCAGAAGCAGAAGCAGCUGCAAUUCACGGAGCUCGCUUCAAAGGGCAGGAUUUAAAGCUGGCCUGGAAUAAGCCAAUAACUAACCUGUCAGCUGUGGAUACUGAGGAAGCUGAACCUGAUGAAGAGGAAAGAGAGAACAUCACUGCCUGAAUUUAGCUUUUGACUACAUGAGCAAAGCCCUGUUUGUCCUGUCUGGAGACGACUGUUAAUAAUAUCAUCUUGUCAUUUGGUUUGCUCUCUAUCAAUCUGAAUAGAUGUUUACAUGUACUGUGAUGACCAUUUUAUCUUUAUAGUUCUGUACAAGUACAUCUGAGUCCAGACGUGUAUCAAAUGUAUGAGGUUUAUGACCUUAUUUAGAAAUGUUUUCUUCCCUUUAUAGCAAUUUAAUUUGUAAAACACCUUAAGAAGGAACAAGGCCUUUUAGUUUCCUUAUGAGAUGUAUUAUGUCCCGGGCAAACUGAGAGAUAUGUUUGGGAAAUCUAUAAAGCCAUGAGAGCAUUAAUUGAACAAUUUAGAAUGAAGAAAAUGGAUUAAAAAGUUAAACAUAAGUUUGGCUUUAAUUUUUUUUUUAAUUUUAGGAUAUAUUUAUUGAAUUAGGAUAGCCACUAAAAGUUUUGAGCAGACGUUAAAGUACGUGUUACACACUGUAAUUAACUUGUCUCUUUCUUGGAAGUGUGUUGAUUUGUUGGAACUGCCAGGGCCAUUGACUCCAGUGCAUUUUUUUGCUGUUCUUAAUUCCUCAAAAACAAGGAAAAUCAUUUCAUUUCUUUUCAAAUAAUAAAUGCUAAUCUAUGGGUUCUAAAAUUGAAAACCAUCUAUUAAAUUUGUCUAAUUUAUACAGUUUUCAUCACUUGUAAUCAAGACAUCAAAGGCAAUCCUAUAAGCAAAGGGAAAUAGUGUUACAUGUUUGUUUUUUAAGGAAUAGUUUUCAGCUGCUUUAUAACUGUGUACUAAUUACUUAUAAGAAAUAUAGCUUAAACUUUACAAAGUAUAAAAUUAAAGUUUUCAUUAUAAAUAUUAACAAAGUUCUUUUUAUAGCAUACCCAAAAUAGUUUUUCACUAAGUUAUUUUGAGUAUUUCUUCAUAGAUUAUUAGGGGUAUUUGAGAAGCCUAAUGUGACAGCCACUCUUACUUGGAAAAGUCCAAAUAUAUUGAUUCUGAUUUUUUUUUUUCUAUUUUCUUUAAGUUCUACUCAGUCACACUUUCUUCUAUAAAGCUGAUACCUGUAAACACUUUUUCCCUCUUGAGUAUGCAUUGUGAUUGUCUUCAUGAAAAACAAGAUGUAACAAACUCAUAGUCAUAACUGAUCUGUCUUGAGCUACAUUGAUUAUACAUUCAUGGUUAAAGGAAAGGCAUGUAUAUUAGGUAAUUAAUCAUUUAAAUAAUAAUUUGGAUAGCCAAAAAGGCAUUUUGUUUGGUUGUGCCCCACCACAUGCCCACUUUUUUGUGUGUGUGUUUUUUUUUCAAAUUGGCAGAUAGCCAUAAAGUAUUCAUAAAUGUUUAAUCAGACUAGUUGAUUUUUUUUUUCAAAAAAGACUUUAUAGUAGUAGUGUUAUAGCUGCUUAAUUUAGAGCCAAAGGAUAUUGUCUGAAGAGACCAUACCUGCCAGUAACUCUUUUGAUUUGUUCAUAGGUGAAUGCCACACACUGUCACCUUAACUAAUUUUGCCAUUGCUUUUUACUUUGCUAUUGAAUUAAAAACAAAGCAAAACAACGUGGAAUAUGCCCUUGGGAAUCGGAGGUCAUCAUUGCCUUUUUUUUUAAAUUGUUGGUAGAUUUUUUUUUUUUUCAAAUUGGCAGUUACAUUUAAGUCCCUAUAAAUCAGCUAAUUAGAGAUUCUCUUUUCAAUUUUUUCUUGAAUAGACUUGUCAUGGAGCUACGUGUACAUAGCUGUACAAAAUCAUUUUUGUGUAAUUGAAUGGAGCAGUUUACCUCUGCAUGAUUGCAUUAUGGAAGCCUUUUAUAUAUCUUUAUAUUUUUCAAUAUAUUUAGAUUUUACAAUAUUGGUCGCUCUAGUCAUGCUAUAUUUGUUUUUUUUUUAAAUAGAAUUUAUAAAUAUUUAUGCUCAAAAUACAGAUCAACUAAAUAUUUUUGGUCUUGUUUACAAGAUAAUACUUUAAAGUGAUACAGGCCCCUCAAGUGUCUUAGGAAACAGUCAUUGGUGCUAUAAAACCUUCCAGUGUCAUUGCGUCUGUUGUUUCGUCUUUGCUAGGCUUUAAUCUAUUAUCGCUUACACUUUAGCUAGCAGCAGCAUUAUAAAGAGGUAUUUUAGAGUUGGGGUAAGACCACAGCCCCAUUAGAGAACACCUAAUAAUUUAAGAAAAUAAUGCAGAAUGACUGUGUCCUUAUUUGUGCCCAGCUUCUCCCAAAAGAAAAUAGUUUAUUUUGAUAAGAGGGAGGCUAUUAAUUUGAGUAGCAUUUAAAAAUGAUAUACUCAAGCAUGUUUUUCCCUCAUAUUUGAAAUGGAAAACUUUUCUAGUCCUAAAAUUAUGAAAUUUUACUUUGCUUUAAACUCUCAUCUGUCCUUUCCUCAACUGAAGGCAGAGUAUUUCGUACAGAUAUUUACAGAAUAUUUGCUGAGUUAUAAAGAAAUGAGUUAUUACAUUGUACUCAUUGUACUAGUUUUCCAUUAAUGUGUAUUUGUUGUUCUGCCCCAAGAUUUUAUUCCAGCAUUUAGUGGAUGUUGGUAAGAUACAGGAAAGCAUCAGCAAAGCAUUCUCUUAUAUGCUUACUUCUGAUUCUCAGAAUCCAAAACCUGUUUUGAGUGUGAUAAUACUUCAGAACAUAUUGUCUGGCACAAGAUUUCCUUUAAUAAGUGAUUUAUUUUAACUCAGUUUCUAUGAACUGUUACUGAAUCUGAAAACACCAAAGGAGUCUUUUCUUGUCUGAAGACUGGGUUGUUCCAGUGGUUAGCACCUGUGCCCAUAAUUAUCCCAUUUCAUGAAUGCGUGUUGGCAUGGGGGAAUUCCCUGCUCUUUGAGUGGAGCGAAAGUAACUGGUUAAGCUGUAGCAGCUUCCUUGUUUAUUUUUAAAAGUGAUGAUAAAACUUGAACUGAAAAAGGUAAAACUUGAACUAGAAAACUACUCUUGUAUGCACAGAAUGUUUAUAGUGACUGUGUUUAUGUGGGUUGUCAACACUUCUAUUAUUUAUAGUUGAAUUAUGUUGUUUAUUAAAUAUCCAUGUUUAUUAUUUUUAU